This is a messenger RNA of Cylicostephanus goldi, 420 nucleotides long. The record is from the annotation of a GenBank genome assembly. Lineage: Eukaryota; Metazoa; Nematoda; Chromadorea; Rhabditida; Strongylidae.
AUGGAGUCGGAGCCAGGUACUGACCUUCCCAAGAAUGACAAUGACAAUCCCAGGGAACCAGACACUGGCAGUCCCAAGAACCCAGACAACGACAAUCCCAAGGAGUUAGAAGGUGGUAACCCCAAGAAUGACAAUGACAACUUUGAGAAAUCGGACAAUGCCAACCCCAAGGAGUCAGGAAGUGACAGUCCCAAGAAGGCAGACACUGACAGUCAAGAGGUGGCAGAUAAUGACAAACCUAAGGAGGCAGAUAGCGACGGUUCCAAAAAGCCAGACAAUGACAGCUCCAAGAAGGCAGACACUGACAAUCAACUGGAGACAGGCAAUGAACCUAAGGAUGACAAUGACUGCAUGACCAAGUCGGAAAAUGAGGUGAGAAGUAGGAUUUUUGAAGUAUCCGGAUGUCAUUUCGACCGGUAG